Acanthosepion pharaonis is the source of this 2310-nucleotide messenger RNA. The record is from the annotation of a GenBank genome assembly. Lineage: Eukaryota; Metazoa; Mollusca; Cephalopoda; Sepiida; Sepiidae.
AUGAAUAUUUUCCUUAAAAAGAACUUCUUUCGUUUUUCCUCCAUUUUAUUCAUUAUUCUCUUUUAUGUUUUGAUAACUUUCUAUGCUUUUCUCUCUUUUCUUCUUUUAUCCUAUUUAUUUUAUCCUCUCUAUCACUUAAAUCUCUUGUUUUCUUUUCAACUUCUCUCCUUAACAUCCUCUCUCUUUUUAUUACUACACUUACCCCUGAUUAUCUUCCCUUCAUUAAUCUCCGUUUUGCGACUUGUUCUCCCCUCUCUUUCUCUUGAAUCAUCCGCUCUCUAUUUACUCUUCGCUCUUUUCUCCCUCCUAUUACUUAUUUUGUCCACUCCCUAUUCAUCUUGUUUCUCUCUUCCAAGCAAAAGAAUUCUCUCAUUGCAUUUCUCUCCCUUCUGCUUCUCACCCUUCUCUGUAGUCACAUCGCCAUUUUUCGUGCUCGGUCAAUCAAGACUGACCUUUGGUCACUGCCAACCACCAGUUGCUUUACGAAAAUGGUAUAUGACUCAUCCAUCGAGGCUUUCUUUCUUCGAAGGAGGACUUGGGGGCGUCACUCAAUCUAUCUAUCUAUCUAUCUAUCUAUCUAUCUAUCUAUCUAUCUAUAAAUUGGGAUCAAAUACAGAUCAAAUAUGGAUCGGAAUCCGACAGAACGAGAAGAGAAAGAACAAAUAUGAAACUUUGUUUUAUCUAUCUAUCUAUCUAUCUAUUCAUCUAUCUAUGUUUGUUUCUAUCUAUCUAUCUAUCAUCUUCUAUCUAUCAUCUAAAUCUAUUAUCUAUCUCCUUCACAAUUUUUUAUCUAUUUUUAUCAUCUAUCUAUCUAUCUAUCUAUCUUUAUCUCCUUCAUCUUUAUCUAUCUAUCUAUCUAUCUAUCUAUCUAUCUAUCUAUCUAUCUAUCUAUCUAUCUAUUAUUUUGUUCAUAUCUAUCUAUCUAUCUAUCUAUCUAUCUAUCUAUCUAUCUAUCUAUCUAUCUAUCUAUUUAUUUAUCAAGCCUGCACGCACAAACACACAACCGCUGCGUGGGAAUACUAUAGGUGGUGCACCCACGAGCAGGCAGGCUUUUUUCAAUACCGCGCCCUUCCUUCAUCCUCAGUUCCAUCGACCAAAGGCAAACAUCGUUAUCAUUCGUGCACAACCUGUAGCCUAAUCCUAUACCCUCAAACCUUACAUUAUCUUUCUUUCUUUCUUUUUGCGGUUUUUCUUUCUUUCUUUGAUUCUUUUUCCGAUUUUUUUAUUUCUUUCCAUCAUUUUUCUUUUUUUCAUUCUCUCUUUUGUCGUUUUAAUUUCAUUUCCAUUUAUUUCAUUCUUUCUUUUCGUUUUCAUUUAAUUCUUUCUUUCUUUUUGCUGGCUUCAUUUCUUUCUUUCUUUCUUUCUUUCUUUCUUUCUUUCUUUCUGUUAUUCCAUUUCUUUCGUUCUUUCUUUCCUUCUUUUUUCUUCUUUUCUUUCUUCCUUUCUUUCUUUCCAUUUCUUUCGUUCUUUCUUUCUUUCUUUAUUUAUUUAAUUCUUUUGCCUUUUAUUUUCCUUCUUUUCAUCAACUCGUAUUUCAAAAUUCCAUUCUUUCAAUCUUCUAAUGAUUUUUCUUUCUGUCUGUCUUUCUUUCUUUUUUUCUUUCUUUCAGUCAUUCUUUUUCUUUCUUUUUUCUUUCUUUGUCCUUCCAUUUUUAUUACAAUUUCUUUCUUUCUUUCUUUCUUUCUUUCUUUCUUUCUUUCUUUCUUUCUUUCUUUCUUAGCCUUCCAUUUUUAUAACCAUUUUGUUUGUUUGUUUGUUUUUAUUUGUUUUCUUUUUCUUUCUUUCUUUCUUUCUUUCCUUUCCAUUUUUUUUCUUACACCUUCCAUUUUUAUUACAAUUUCUUUCUUUCUUUUCUUUCUUUCUUUUUUUUCUUUCUUUUUCUUUCUUUCUUUCUUUCUUUCUUUCAUUUUUAUUACAAUUUCUUUCUUUCUUUCUUUCUUUCUUUCUUUCUUUCUUUCUUUCUUUCUUCCUUUCUUAGCCUUCCAUUUUUAUUACAAUGUCUUUCUUUCUUUCUUUCUUUUUUCCUUUCUUAAUCUCAAUACAUUAAAUUUCUUUUAUUCUUUACAUUUUAUAUCUGACGCCUCAUAUUUCCAGUUUUCUCUUUUCUUUCCCAGGUCUCUUAUUAAUAUCUCUCCUUCCAAUUGUUCCCUCUCUCUCUCUCUCUCUCUGACUUUAAACUAUUUAGUAAAUACACUUUCUCUUGUCACAUCUACUUCUACUUUGCCCAUAAUCAUUUCUUUUCUUCUUAUUUUCAAUUCUUCUCUUGUCUCAGUCUCAACCCGUCCGUCCCAAAGAGAAUUAUCCCUAUAA